Nicrophorus vespilloides is the source of this 552-nucleotide messenger RNA. RefSeq lists its product as uncharacterized. The transcript has 2 exons. NCBI's taxonomy places the organism in Eukaryota, Metazoa, Arthropoda, Insecta, Coleoptera, Silphidae. The record is from RefSeq and is a predicted model, not a curated record. The coding region runs from base 23 to 424 and encodes 133 amino acids.
UUAUUCGAUAAUUUUCGUGAUAAUGAAAAACUUUAUCCAACACCUCGUCUCGAUCACAAUCCAACUUUUCUGGAGCCUGAUAUCACUUUUAAACAGCGUAUACCAAAGGUCUGAUGAACAGGUAAUAGAAAUGGAGAAACCCAAAGUCGAAGUUCCGGUUAAAAGGAAGCAGAGCAGUAUAAUCGAUUACCGGAAGACAAGGAUAAGUAAAAGCACAUCCAAUCUGCUCUUCAACACCAACAAGAACUCUCUCAUAAACUUAUCUGAUCUGAUAACGCCGGUCGAGGAGGAAAUGCUAAGAUGUCUGUGCGCCAAAGGGUACACGGAAAGACAGAAAAUCCAGAAGUUUCAGACGAAGAGCGAGUCCUGCAUCUCCAGGGACACUUUCACGAAUAUCUGGAUCGACUCCUGCUGUUCCGUCUAGCAGAGAGAACGAGCGAAAUACGAACAUGCUUGCAUGACAUUAGACUGUGACUGUAAAUAACAAAUUGUAGAAUGAUAUUUGUACAAAAGAAUAUUUAUUAUGCGACCAAAAAAAAUUAUAUAUUUAUA